This is a messenger RNA of Penicillium malachiteum, 1605 nucleotides long. Its product is annotated as purine-cytosine permease family protein. Gene Ontology annotation, cellular component: fungal-type vacuole membrane; plasma membrane. NCBI's taxonomy places the organism in Eukaryota, Fungi, Ascomycota, Eurotiomycetes, Eurotiales, Aspergillaceae. Gene Ontology annotation, molecular function: transmembrane transporter activity. The transcript has 3 exons. The record is from RefSeq and is a predicted model, not a curated record. Bases 1 to 1605 code for a protein of 534 amino acids. Gene Ontology annotation, biological process: transmembrane transport.
AUGAAUUCAGACGAUGUUGAAAAGGUCCAUGGAUCCCUUUCCUUGAAAAGUGUGAGCCAGUCUGAGAUUGAAAAUACCCCUACGAAGGAGACUCAUGGGAAAUUUCUCGACUUGAAGCCUCAAUCAAAGUUCAAAAGAUGGCUUUAUGGAUUGAAAAAUGUCGAAAUGGGCGGAAUUGAGCGAGUGCCCGAGGAAAAACGAGAGCCUGUCACAGCAUCGACUACAUUACACAUGCUUCUGAUGUGGUUUAGCAUGACUUUGGCCGUGAACAACAUCAUCGUGGGAUCUCUGGGGACUCUAUUGAUGGGUCUCUGCUUCAAGGAUGCGGCUUUAUGUGGUAUUCUGGGCAAUUUUUUGGGAACAAUGGCGGUGGGAUACAUGAGUACUUGGGGCCCAAGGAGUGGCAAUCGAACAUUGAUCGUCUCGCGCUACUUCAUGGGUUACUACCCAAAUAUGGUCUGUUGUUCGCUGAAUAUUUUAACCAAUCUCGGUUAUAGUAUGCUUAACAGCGUGGUUGGGGGUCAAAUAAUUUCUAAGGCUUCCGGGGGACAAAUUUCGGUUUUACUGGGUAUAGUAGUUGUUGCAGUGAUUAGUUGGGCUAUGGCUAUGUUUGGAAUGCGGAUAUUCCAGAUCUAUGAACGGUGGGCGAUUGAUCUAUAUAACAAACACGAAAGAAGAACCUCGCUAAUCGAAUAUCAUUCUCCCAGAUUUGCAUGGCUACCUCAGCUUAUGGUCUUAUGUAUCAUGAUUGGCUCUGCGGGUCCCAAUUUCAACUUCGAUAUUCACAAGGACUACUCACCAGAACACCUAAAUGCCAAACGAAUCACCUACUUUUCUCUAUGCUUGUCAAUCGCUAUCGCCUGGGCCCCGUUGUCUGCCGACUAUUACGUCUACUAUCCGCCACAAGUGAAACGUUGGAGGACCUGGAUGGUAACAGUGCUGGGAAGUGCUCAGGCCAUGACAAUAACCCUUCUGCUCGGAAUGGGAUUGGGAACCGUUUUGGCCAGUUCGCCUGGUUACCUCGCCGAGUACGGUAACAGUCCCGGUGGGCUCUUGAUGACGGCGUAUGCUCCCUUGGGCGGAUUUGGGAAAUUUUGCGCGGUGGUCAAUGUCCUUGCACUAGUUGCAAACAAUACUCCUGGUGCUUAUUCCAUGGGUAUGAACUUCCAGAUGCUGGGUGGAUUCUUUCAACGAGUUCCUCAGCCCGUCUUCACCACGCUCAGCACUGUGAUUUAUACGGCCUGUGCGAUGGGCGGGCGCAAUUCUUUAUACGAAAUCUUCAAGAGCUUCCUCCCUCUAAUUGGAUAUUGGGUGAUUAUGUGGUUCGUCAUUGUUGUUGAAGAGGAUUUGUUUUUCCGGAGAUCCAAAGGGUAUGACUGGUCAGCGUGGAAUACUCGAGAAAAGCUGCCCAUGGGCAUCGCUGCUGGAAUCGCUUUCUUGAUCGGCUGGGGUGGAGCGAUUAUUGGCAUGGAUCAAGCUUAUUACUCUGGCGUCAUUGCACAGGUUGCUGGGGGCUCGGACCUGGGACUAUGGGUGGGUGCUGGUUUCACAGCGGUGGCGUUCCCACCAUUGAGAAUGCUUGAGAAAUGGUAUAUCGGCAGAUGA